UUCUCUAUAUAAAUCUACACUUGUGCUUCUACAACGAUCUUAUUUAUAUCAAUCUCGCAAAACCGAUGUUGAGUGGUUGAACUCACAGCCAAGAGAAAGAGACGCAAGCCUCGCCACCACAAUGGUACUGGACAUUGAAUCCACGGCGUCGGCCAUCGGCGUCUCGGUCCCCGUCUUCCGCUUCCUCCUGUGCUUCCUGGCCACGAUUCCCGUCAGCUUCCUCUGGCGCCACGUCCCCGGCGGCCCCCCGGCCAAGCACCUCUACUCCGCCGCCACCGGCGCCGCCCUGUCCUACCUCUCCUUCGGCUUCUCCUCCAAUCUCCACUUCCUCGUCCCCAUGCUCCUGGGCUACGCCUCCAUGGUCCUCUGCCGCCCUCGGUGCGGCAUCAUCACGUUCUUCGUCGGAUUCGCUUACCUCAUUGGCUGCCAUGUAUACUACAUGAGUGGAGAUGCUUGGAAGGAAGGCGGUAUUGAUGCUACUGGUGCCUUAAUGGUGUUAGUACUGAAAGUCAUUUCAUGUGCUAUGAAUUACAAUGACGGGUUACUGAAAGAAGAAGACUUGCGUGAGGCACAGAAGAAAAAUCGGUUGCUUAAGUUGCCCUCUUUAGUUGAGUACAUUGGUUACUGCCUCUGCUGUGGAAGUCACUUUGCUGGACCAGUUUAUGAAAUGAAGGAUUAUCUCGACUGUACAGAAAAGAAGGGGAUAUGGGCACAUUCUGGGAAAGGACCGUCACCAUCACCUUAUGGGGCAACAAUCAGAGCUCUUAUCCAAGCUGCUUUUUGUAUGGGGUUGUACUUGUACUUGGUACCUCAGUUUCCUCUGUCCCGGUUUACGGAACCUCUAUACCAAGAAUACGGUUUCUGGACGCGGUUGGGUUACCAAUACAUGGCUGGCUUUACAGCACGGUGGAAGUAUUACUUCAUUUGGUCAAUCUCAGAAGCUUCUAUCAUCAUUUCUGGCCUGGGGUUCAGUGGUUGGACAGAUUCUUCUCCACCAAAACCACGAUGGGACCGUGCAAAGAAUGUAGAUAUUUUGUGUGUUGAGUUCGCAAAGACUGCAGCUCAGAUACCACUUGCGUGGAACAUUCAAGUCAGCACCUGGCUACGUUAUUAUGUUUAUGACAGGCUCAUUCAGAAGGGGAAGAAACCUGGUUUCUUUCAGUUGUUGGCUACCCAGACUGUCAGUGCUGUUUGGCAUGGUUUAUAUCCCGGGUACCUCAUAUUCUUUGUGCAGUCGGCACUGAUGAUUGCUGGUUCAAGAGUUAUUUAUAGAUGGCAGCAAGCUGUUCCUCCUAAAAUGGAUCGGGUGAAGAAAGUAUUCGUUUUUUUGAACUUUGCUUACACAGUUCUGGUGUUGAACUACUCCUGCGUUGGUUUCAUGGUACUAAGCUUGCAUGAAACACUUGUUGCAUAUGGGAGUGUGAAUUUCAUUGGAACCAUUGUUCCCAUAGUUGUUAUCCUCCUUGGUUACGUAAUUAAACCAGCAAGGCCGUCCAGAUCUAAAGCUAGGAAAGAACAGUGAGUAGAAACCACCGUUUUAGCUUCUCAUUGGAAUGGCCAGAAUGAAAUUAGCAAAAAGAGAGGGCUUUGCUAUCUUUUUUUGAACGGCGAGGGCUUUGCUAUCUGCUGUAUCUACUUGUUCUUUUCGUAACUUGUAACAUUCGUCCUGAUCUCCAGAAUUUUUAUGAACCUGUUUGCGUUUAAUCUGAUGCUAAAGCUUUCAUUUGAA
Molecule: messenger RNA, 1729 nt
Organism: Rhododendron vialii
Lineage: Eukaryota; Viridiplantae; Streptophyta; Magnoliopsida; Ericales; Ericaceae
Product: lysophospholipid acyltransferase 1
Exons: 8
Coding region: 122-1522 (466 amino acids)
Biological process (GO): triglyceride biosynthetic process; phospholipid biosynthetic process; lipid modification
Cellular component (GO): membrane; endoplasmic reticulum
Molecular function (GO): acyltransferase activity
Source: RefSeq, a predicted model, not a curated record